AGACUUCAAGUACAUCCGAUAGAUCAACCCUGAGUAGACUGCGCACUGCUUGAACCGCGAUGUCUCAGGUGGCUGUUCCUUAAGCGGGAGACCGGCGCUAACGGCGUGUUAUCGAUAAGCAUUUUGUAAUACGAUGCCGACCAAAACCUUCACCAAAGUGCAAAAGCACAUUGCCAAGAAGAAGGGGAAGAACGCAGCUCUCCAUGAGCAUAGCCGGGACUCGCACAGACUGCAAAGAGCGGCGAUGCGGGAUGACAAAGUUCAGAGAAUCACGUCUGCGAGAGCGAAGCAGAAUCAGCCUUUAUUGCAGAGAAUCGCCUGGUUUCAUGGCAUCGCGACCGAACGUGAUCCACCAUUGGACAUAUCCACAAUCCAAGGCCUAAUACGAGAAUGCAUACAUCGCGACGACGAGGAGCUAGGAAAGUUGAAGUCUGAACGUAGAGCAGGACGUCCACCAAGUACGCGUGAGGUUAUGCUAAAGCAGAGGGUGGACGAAGAGACGAAAGAGCAUAAGUCAGGUUUCUAUCUGCCAGAUCUAGAGGACGAGAAGAACAUCGAUGCGCUCAAGGAGUGGAAUGGCGACUAUGUGGCAUUGAAUACCGUAAAUUUCGUGAGGAUUUCUGAUGAUGGAACGAAACACCAAUCGAAGUUUCCCCCGAGGCAGAAAUAGCCAAUGAAGCACAUGAAAAAAUAGAAAGUUGUGGUGU
This is a messenger RNA of Pseudovirgaria hyperparasitica, 707 nucleotides long. RefSeq lists its product as uncharacterized. The record is from RefSeq and is a predicted model, not a curated record. Lineage: Eukaryota; Fungi; Ascomycota; Dothideomycetes; Acrospermales; Acrospermaceae. The transcript has 3 exons. Bases 134 to 670 code for a protein of 178 amino acids. Gene Ontology annotation, cellular component: nucleus.